Aquila chrysaetos chrysaetos is the source of this 2980-nucleotide messenger RNA. RefSeq names its product claudin 5 (gene CLDN5). Lineage: Eukaryota; Metazoa; Chordata; Aves; Accipitriformes; Accipitridae. The record is from RefSeq and is a predicted model, not a curated record. The transcript has a single exon. Gene Ontology annotation, molecular function: structural molecule activity. The coding region runs from base 112 to 762 and encodes 216 amino acids. Gene Ontology annotation, cellular component: plasma membrane; bicellular tight junction. Gene Ontology annotation, biological process: bicellular tight junction assembly; cell adhesion.
GCCCGGGGCCGGCGGCGCUCAGAGCCGGAUCGGCAGCUGCCCGGGGGCGAGUGGUGCAGAGCCGGCGCGCCGUCCUUUCUCCGGAGGCUUUGGUGGGGCAGCGGCGGCAGCAUGACUUCGGCGGCGCUGGAGAUUUUGGGACUGGGGCUGGGCAUCCUGGGCUGGGUGGGAGUGAUCCUGGCCUGCGGGCUGCCCAUGUGGCAGGUGUCGGCCUUCAUCGACGUGAACAUCGUGGUGGCGCAGACCAUCUGGGAGGGGCUGUGGAUGAACUGCGUGGUGCAGAGCACGGGGCAGAUGCAGUGCAAGGUGUACGACUCCAUCCUGGCGCUGCCGCCCGAGGUGCAGGCGGGCCGGGCGCUCACCGUCAUCGUGGCGCUGCUGGGGCUGGUGGCCCUGAUGGUGACCGUGGUGGGCGCGCAGUGCACCAACUGCAUCCGGCCCGGCAAGAUGAAGUCCCGCAUCGUGAUCGCCGGCGGGGCCAUCUACAUCCUCUGCGGGGUCCUGGUCCUCGUCCCGCUCUGCUGGUUCGCCAACAUCGUCAUCAGCGACUUCUACGACCCCACCGUGCCGCCGUCCCAGAAGCGGGAGAUGGGGGCCGCGCUCUACAUCGGCUGGGCGGCCACGGCCCUGCUGCUCUUCGGGGGCUGCCUCAUCUGCUGCUGCUCCUGCUCCCAGCGCGACGAGACCUCCUUCCCCGUCAAGUACUCGGCGCCGCGGCGGCCCACCUCCAACGGCGAGUACGACAAGAAGAACUACGUCUGAGCGGGGCCGCCCCGCUCCCCCGGCCCUGCGGGGACACGGACAGACGGCUGCGAGCCGGCGCUGCCGCGCUCCGCCGGCCGGCACUCGGCACCGCGCCGGGAGCGUCUGCGGUGAGCUCCGGCGCUCCCCUGCCUAGAGUCUCUUCUUAACGGGGACCCCCGUAAAGCGGCAGCCCUAGGCAGGGCAGCGCCCCGCCGACCGCCAGCCCGGCUCCCCGGCGGGUCUGGCCGCUCCGCUGCGGGCAGCGCCGCGCUCGGUGCCGCCGGAGACCCGGUACUCACCGCCCGCGGUGCCGGGGCGAGCAAAACCCUCCGCGGCCGCACAGCGCAGCCGAACCAGCGUCUCCCCGGCCCGGGGCAGCGGCGGGGAGAACCGAGGAGCCCGGGCGAGCCGCGGCGGCGUCUGCCGGGACGCCCCGUCCGGGCUCCGCCGCCGCCGCCGCCUGCCCGCCCGGCUCCCGGCCCUUCCCCGGUGUUACCCUGAGAGACUUGUGAGUACUUUCGCGCCCGCUCUUGCUGCUGGUGCCUCUCGGGGCAUCGCCUGGCUGGUGGGACCGGGCCAUCAGGUGUGCACUGUCGCCGAGGAGAAGCUUCCCUUCUUCCUUUUCUCUCCUGAGAACGUGCAUCUGGCUGUUCCUGCUGGGACUUUCACUGGUUAGGGGGUUUUUAUUCUUCUAGUCGGGCAACUAAACUAGGGAUUCUGUCUAAAGCGUGAUACUAACCUUGGUCCUUAAUCCCACAGGCAAGUAACUGUUUGGAGAAGGGUAUUUGAUUGUCUUGAUAAGCGCAUUCGUCUGUCUGUGCGUCUGAGACCUCUGAAAGGCAUUUCAGGUAGUUGCAGUCAUUCAGUGGAGUACAAACCAGAUUACACUAGGUGGCCCCUUGAGGUUCUUCAUCCCUUCUCCUUCAUCAGCUUCUAUUCUGUUUUUACUUGAAUAUGAACUCAUUGCCAGAAUUACCAGAGGACUAGAUUCAGAGAUUGCCAUCUUUGUAUGUCUGGCUCCAGCGGGGCAUCCCUCUGCAUCCUCUCAUCUGCACUACAGGAGACUGGAAACAUAAAAAUUGCCUCAGAUGUUGAUGGUUGGCGGUAUGGAUGGCUUUCAUGGCCUUCUUGCCAAGCCCCACUUGCUGCCAAUUUUGAAUUGUGUGUUCAGUUGGAUGUGCACUGGGUUGGCUCUUCACCAUAAUUUUGUUAACAUGUGCUUUCCUUCAUUUACCAAAUUGGGCAAAGAAAUCGCUAGGAGAGUUUUACCAAAUAUCUUGACUGAGACUUUAUGCAGGCUAAUCAGGAGAUCUGAAGUCAUGGGUCUCAGCUCUCAGCUCCUCCAUAUUGCACUGGUAACACUGUGCAGACUGGAAGGAAGAUGCUCUGGGUAACAGAACUCUCAUUUUCUGAGCUUGACACCUGCUAAAUAAACUUUGCCACAGCCUGGAAUAUUAGCAUACACCUUUCCAUUCUACACUGCAGAGACAAACUUUUUUAAAAGGAGGGGUUAAGGGGUGGUGCGAUACUUUUCCAUGAGAAUUGCUUGUACUUUUAAAUCAACACAGAAUUCUGCUACAAACCGUGGCAGCAUCUGUAUCGCCAUAAGAUUUCUGCCAAGAGUUAGCGAGGAAAUGUGCCGUUUAUAUUCCUCAAAGCACAACGCUACAGCCUCGUGGGUGCCUCACAACCACGUAGCAAUACAGUGCACACCUAACCUGAGCAUUAACUCUUACAACUUUCUGAUAACGCCGAGACUUAUGGACUAACCAUAACUGUGGGUUUGUGACAGAUUUACACCGACUGUAUUCUUGCCUUGCUUAGCAAGCUUAAAACCCCGGUGGUAUCAAUAUGUACACAGACCUGAAUAAAAGACUAAAGCCUUGCCCCUGGAAAUUUUGAUGUUGAAUAUUGAGCACGAUUCACCCUUUUAAAGAUAACUGCUUUUAUUUUUAAACACAUAAAUUGCAGGGUCUGAGCCCAUCAGAGAAUACAAAAGCAGAGCAAUAUGUCUAGAACUAGUGUUGUUCUAUAAAGAGGUGCAGUUCUUAUACUGUCUGCAUUUAAAUAAAAGCUAUAAUAUUGUUGUUAUGAUGUGAUAUGUAGUUUUGGUACAAGAAUGAAAUAUUCCGUAUUUCAUCAUUGCAACUUUUUUUUUAAACAAUGUAACCUUGUAAACUGUAAAUGUAUUUAAAUGCAUAUAUUUUGCAAGAAAUCUACCAAAGUUGGCUUGUUA